Diabrotica balteata is the source of this 2349-nucleotide messenger RNA. NCBI's taxonomy places the organism in Eukaryota, Metazoa, Arthropoda, Insecta, Coleoptera, Chrysomelidae. The record is from the annotation of a GenBank genome assembly.
AGUCGGUCGAAUACAGCCAGGUAGGCAACUACGCGUGACGAUAUCGAGACGCGCGCCGUGUCGUAUUCGUACGAUCGUGAAAAAUUCAAAAACUUUCGAAAAAAGCGUUCGUGGUGGCAGUUGUUUUUGACUACAAAAGUCAGUAGGUAAUCGCACCGGCCAUGUGUCUCAAAGUUUAUAAUUAUAUGGCCAUUUUGUUGGUGGUGUGUUUGAGUGUAGUGAUUGCGAAAAAUGUGGAUAAUUUACGAGCUAAAAGAACUGUGGAUGAGGGUAGUUGCAACCACGUUGGGCAGUUCUUUAGUUUGAAGAAUAUUACUGUCUCGAACGUGUCUUCAAAAGGUGCCAUAUGCGGUGGACAAUGUUGCGACGAAAAGACGGAGACCUUAUUAAGGAAGCAGGGCCAAAGGGACUUUGCAGCCCUUCUCCGUCACAACUCCAGGUCGCUUCAGGGAUUGCUCACUUCCACAGCGACAACUUUGCAAAAUCACGUCUCAGAGCUGGCUCGGCAGUCGGAAAACAAAACUCUGCUCCUGUUUUUACAGGUCUACAGAAAAUUGGCGAGUGUAUCGCGCCAACCAAUCGAGACUCUCUACACAGAUAUUAGAAAUUAUAUCUGGAUAAACACGACUGAUGCAAAACCGACAGUCAGUCCCGAAGAAAUCGUUAAUAGCGUGAACGUGUUCUUUGAAGAAUUGUUCCCGUUAGCAUACCGUCACUCUGCUGACAUAUCCGAUAAAGACUUGACACCGAAUUAUAAAGACUGUCUUAAAAAGUCAAUUGAAAACAUAUCACCCUUCGGAGAUAUCCCCAAACAAAUCGGAUUGUCUUUGUCGAAAAGCCUAGAAGCAACUAGGUUACUUUUGCAAGCUUUCAGGAUAGGUUCCGAAGUAUUAAACACAACUGACACGUUGCUCAUUGAUGAACACAGCAGUGACAAUUCAGAAUGUCAUGAUGCUUUACUCAAAAUGACGUACUGUCCCAAAUGCUUGGGUCUUUGGAAACACACCAAACCUUGCAGUGGAUAUUGCCUCAACGUUUUAAGAGGUUGCAUUACGAAAUACGUGGCUGAGCUGGAUUUGCCUUGGAACGGGUUCGUGGAAGGAAUCGAAAGUUUAGUUAACGCCAUGAAAAGAAGUAGCAAUGACGCUGAUGCUAACAUAGAUGCGGUUAUUCGGAAUUUGGAUUAUAAAAUAUCGACAGCUAUCAUGAGGUAUAUGGAGAAGGUCAAGGAUAUUGAUGUUAGGGUCAGGCAAAUUUGCGGUUCCGCCGAAUUCUCUCAAAAGGAAAAUCCUCUUCUGGGGGAGAGCAGCACCCCGUUCCCUCCAGCAGCCAGCGGCAAACCCCGAAGCACCAAUCCCAGGAACUUCUCGCCUUUACCCGAAAACGAACUGUCGCAUUUUCUGUCUGCUAUCGCGAAAACGAAAGGAUUCUACGCGAAUCUCGCGAACACCCUUUGCCAGGACGAGUCCUUCGCCGAACGAAAGGAUCAACAAUGUUGGAACGGUGAAAGAAUUGCGGAAUACACGAAAACAGUCGUCGAUGUAGGCUUCGACAUGCAGAAAUAUAAUCCCGAAGUAAAGCCCAGCACAAAUAUACAGAGUAUCGAUCCUAGAGUAGCCAAUUUAGUAGACAAAUUGCGGCGUGUACAUCAUAUCGCCAGUACUUCUGUUGGACCAAACUAUUCUGAUUCGGAUAUGCAACGUGACGGGACUGAAGGUUCAGGAUCAGGGGCUGGCCCCGAUAUCGAUGAUGAUGACUUGAUGAGAGGAUCUGGAUCUGGCGACGGACCCACAGACCACGACGAUUCUGUAGAGCCACGUGUGAAUACCAACAAUAACCAACCAACCCAAGGAUCCAAAACACCAACUAGUCACGACCAAACCCCAACGGUCCACCUUGUAGGAUACAGCAAUAGAAUCACUCCUACACCUACAGUGAUCUUAGUAAUUGUUGCUGUCAUUUCAUGGAAAUGCAGACUUUUUAUGUAAAAAAUGAAUAUUUAAAAAAAGAAAUUAUAAAUAGACUCUAAAAGUGUGUGAAAGAGAGGGAUGUAAUUGAAAUGGGUAUAGUCGAAGAAAAGAAGAGAUUAGAAAAGGUCUAUUUGGUGUUGUUGAAGAUUUAAAAAGGAAUAUUUAUGACGGUUUUUUUUUUAGAAAAUGGUGCCAUUUUAAUUUUUGGGAAAGAGACUAAUAUUAGUAUACGGUUUUUGGCUGUCGGAGAUUUUGAAAAAUUUCGAAAAGGAAUUAGGUCCAGAGUAACAUUAAAUUGUAUAUUAUGUGCUUGAAAUUACGUUUAUUUUGAAAAGGUGACAUUUAUCUCGAAUAUAAGUACUUAUCUUAAAUUUAAUUC